GUACGAAUCCUCAUCCUCUUUCUCUCCCACUCUAAUAACCAUUGAAGCCUCUCUCUCUCUCUCUCUCUCUCUCUCUCUCUCUCUCUCUCUCUCUUGGGGUUGAAGAUGAGAAUUUGUGGAACAGGGUAUAUUGAAAAUGAUUAUAAUUUCUAGAUAAGGAUUCUGAUGUUACUCAAACUCUUACCAGCAACCAGCAGCGCCUAUAGCACCGCGUCUAAUUCCCUGCAAGUGUUUGUUUCUUCUUCCUUCUCUACUCCAGCCAAAACCAAGUUCCUUCCCUCACUUUCUAGAUUUUCUGUCAAGCGUUCUUGCUUCUCUUCACAAACCCGUCCCUAUACUACUGUGACCAAGCCCUCCAUGAACCUUCUGAACAAACUUGGAUUUGGAAGCGGAAGGUCGUCAGAGAACUACGAUUCAGCCAUUCCUCAGGGACCAGAUGACGAUAUACCAGCACCAGGUCAGCAGUUUGCUCAGUUUGGCGCUGGCUGCUUUUGGGGCGUUGAAUUGGUCUUCCAGAGGGUGCCUGGAGUGAGUAAGACAGAGGUUGGUUACACCCAGGGGCUUGUGCAUAAUCCUGCGUAUGAAGAUGUGUGUGCAGGGACCACAAACCACUCUGAGGUUGUAAGGGUUCAAUAUGAUCCCAAACAAUGUGCCUUUGAAAAUCUGCUUGAUACGUUCUGGACUAAACAUGAUCCUACCACGCCAAAUCGCCAGGGGAAUGAUGUUGGAACACAGUACAGAUCAGGAAUAUACUACUACACUCCUGAACAAGAGAAAGCGGCUCGCGAAUCUUUGGAACAACAAGAGAAGCAAUUGGGCAGAAAGAUUGUUACUGAGAUUCUUCCUGCUAAGAAGUUCUACAGAGCCGAGGAGUACCAUCAACAGUACCUUGAGAAAGGCGGUCGAUUCGGUUUCAAGCAAUCUUCUGCUAAGGGAUGCAAUGACCCGAUUCGUUGCUAUGGCUAAUAGUUGGUAAAAAAAUGUGAGUUUAUCCUUAAGGAUCAAUAUGAUAUGACACUGUAUUUGGAGUUUGAAAAUGGGCAUAGCCUUGAAUUAGAGCUGUAUAAUUUUGUUGUAAAGUAUUGUGUUGGCAAUAAACAAACCAAUAAAUAAAGAACUGAAAUAUGUUUUCAGAAUUUGAUCAA
Messenger RNA from Vicia villosa (hairy vetch), 1145 nucleotides. Its product is annotated as peptide methionine sulfoxide reductase A1-like. Bases 166 to 966 code for a protein of 266 amino acids. Gene Ontology annotation, molecular function: peptide-methionine (S)-S-oxide reductase activity. The transcript is spliced from 4 exons. NCBI's taxonomy places the organism in Eukaryota, Viridiplantae, Streptophyta, Magnoliopsida, Fabales, Fabaceae. The record is from RefSeq and is a predicted model, not a curated record.